Molecule: messenger RNA, 4665 nt
Organism: Oncorhynchus mykiss (rainbow trout)
Lineage: Eukaryota; Metazoa; Chordata; Actinopteri; Salmoniformes; Salmonidae
Product: regulator of G protein signaling 5
Source: RefSeq, a predicted model, not a curated record
UAGUGCCAAAGAAAGUUGGAGAGCGUGGGUGUGCACUCUAUGUCUAUGCAUACCAUUACUCGUCAAUGGGGAAAUGCAAUCGUUGUUCACCAUUCUUGAUUACAGCAUGGUCAGAUACAUUUGUCACUCUGACUAAUCAACACAAUGUGGAAAACAAUUCAACAUGAAACUACUUUAAUAGCAACUUUUAACAUGAGGUCCGGAUCUCUCUUGUAAGGAGAUAAGUGUUGGUCUUUUUGGAUAAACAUGAAUGGCUCCAACUACCAUAUAAAUUACCAGGUUUGGUCUUUCAUUUUUUUUCCCUCAACAGCUGUAGACAGGAUAUCUGUGACUGAACCUUUCCUAUUUAUAGCUAAUGAUGUUUGCUUUGUGUGAUGGUUGAAAGAGCCAUGCAUGCAUUGCUCACAUAGAUAAUGUUUAUCUGAAACAUGUUUUUCCAGCUCCGCUAGAGUUCAUGCCAGUACUAGGACCCCCUACUUGCCGUCUAUACCUCAAGUUGAAUUCACUUCCAUGUUUUGCUAAUUGAGAAAGAUAAUCGAAAGUAAUCUUGAUUUGAGUGUUAAUAGGCUGUUAAAAGCCUGCUUAAUUACUUGACACAUUUCUCUUCACCACCUGAUCAAUGGUUCAGUUCAGUGCAACUUUUUUUUACGUUCGUAAAUUUAAGCAUCUGGUCCCAGAUUUGUGGUUAGGGACUAACCUCUACUUCCAGCCAUCCCAGUUCUACCAGACCACUUCUCAUCCAGCUGACCCUGACUUUUCUUCCUGCAGUUGCAGGCCUCCAUUUCAUUGGCUUAUGCUCUUGGCACUGAGCCAAUAGGCACUAUGUAUAUAAACUCCUCAAGAGUGCUGAAAGACAAAGUCAAAAAGAAAAAGGGAAUCUUACGGUGGUGGACUCACUCAACAACACAUCAAAAGAAAAACAGAAAAUGUGUAGAGGAUUAGCUGCAUUACCCCAAUCAUGUCUGGAAAGGGCUAAAGAGUUCAAGUCUAAGUUGGGGGUUCUCCUCCAGAAGCCUGAGAAUGGCAUUGACCUGAUUAUCCCCUACCCCGAGAAACCAGAGAAGAAGCCAGAGAAGCUUCAGAAGCCCGUUCCUGAAGAGGCUGCUCAGUGGCGUGAGUCCCUGGACCAUGUGCUGACCAACAGCUAUGGCCUGGCCAUGUUCCGUGGCUUCCUGCGCUCUGAGUUCAGUGAGGAGAACAUUGAGUUCUGGGUGGCCUGUGAGAACUUCAAAAAGACCAAGUCUCCCAUGAAGAUGACUGUGAAAGCCAGAAAGAUCUAUGAGGACUUCAUCCAGACCGAGGGACCCAGAGAGGUGAACAUUGAUCAUUACACCAAGGAUGUGACCCUGAGGAAUCUGGUUGACCUUUCCUCCACAACCUUUGACCUGGCCCAGAAGAGAAUUUAUGCUCUGAUGGAGAAGGACUCCUUCGGCCGCUUCCUGAGAUCCGAGAAGUACCAGGAGCUGGUUAAUUAAGAAGAUGAUUGCAAAGUAAGGGUAAAUUCCAAACCAAUUGGUUAUCAUUUGAAGUGGAAUUAGGCCUUUAAAAUUAUUUGAUGGAACUGACUUAAGCAAGACUGCAGGUUUGAUAACUAAGGACAAACAUAAAGAUAUAUAGACCUCAUUCUAAACCACAUUGACUCCAUAUUUCAAAUGACUAAUUACUACUAUAUUUGUCUUAUAUAGCUGUAACCAAUCAACAUUUUACAAGUCAAUUAAAAAAGUAAAGAGUGUGGAAACACAAUAUGACAAUAUGACAUUAUUUGUAAAAUGUUUACUCCAACUGAGAGACAAACAAACCACCAAUCAAUUAAACAGUGAUUUAAACAAAUACAUUUGAACAUCACCAUUUCUUAGAAAGAUAAACCAAUGGUCAUAAUUAUUGCAGACAAAGUAAUCUUUAAUGAUUUUGUCCCAUAGUCUAAAUAAAAAGUGUAAAUAAAUAGUCUAAAUAAAAAGAUCAUAGACAGACAGAUAGACAGACCAUAUCUGUACAACAACUUUCUCUGGAAUAAAAUACCAUUGGCUUUCAGAGUUUCUGGGGAGGAGAAUAUGACCUCUGCCUUGAGACUCUUAGUGACACAUCCAGUACCCAUCCAGUGUUCUAAAUGGGGGAGAAAGGGUGAGGGACUUCUUGGAACCGGACACUCUAGUGUUCCCACAGCCAAGUAGUAAACAGUCUAAGAAGAAAAGACAUACAGUAGAAACCAGGUGCCUUGAGAAGCUGUGAGAAUGUGUCCCCAACCAUGCUCUCAUGCAAUCCUUGGGACAAGUGGUAGGCAGUUUGUUGAGUGGCUUACGGACCACUGUAUUGUACGUUGAUAAGAUGGGAAUACCGAGUAAGAGUGGAUCUCAUAAAAGAAUAGAACUCAGUAUUUUCUCCAAAUAUUUUUUUUUUUUGGUGGGGGGGGUGAACUAAUUGAAAAUCAGUAAUUUCACCUAAAGAUAGCAAUGAAGCAUAGGAGAUGAGUAAAGGACACAUACCCAAUACAUCAACAUCAUAAAGUUUUGUGACUUUUCUAGCAUAACAAAAUAUAAAUAUAUGCACUCCAUUAUGAAUGAACUAAUCUUAUCAAGUAUUUCUAUACAGCUUUGAGCAUUUCUGUUUAUCACUCACCAUUCACUAUCAUAACUAGUCUUCACACCUUUCAUGGUCUGAAAAGUAGAGGUGUAUCGGUAUGAAAAGGCUCUUGUAGUACGCUAUCUCAGUCUAGUGUAGCAAUGAUAUAAAUACCUUACAUUGUGUUUCUAUUCUGCACUUGCAUGUUUUUAUAUAUUUUAAGGGUGCAGCUGUCAUAGCCACAACAUUGGAGUAUUAUUACACAGCAACUCAGUACCUAUACAAGUCCAUAUUGUUGCCCAAUACACACAAUUCAACUUACUGCAACACUGCAGGUCAGGAGUUGACAAUAUGGUCAUUGUAAUGCAUUGAUUGUCCAAUAGAAAAUGUCACUUGAAGCUAAAAUGUUCGAUCACAUACUUUGCAAUCACUUGGCACGGUACACUAAUAGAGUUUAUUAACGAUAAGGCAAUUCCACUUUGACAGAAUGAUGCUGAGACUUUUCACUUUAAAACGUAUGCCAAACAAAAACAAUGACUGCAAAGUUCAACCAUACAACUCUAUGUUCAAGGACUACUUUGAACCAUUUCCACUGACUCAUUUACUUGAAGAACAGCAGAUGCAAAGUUUGGUAACAGAAUAACGGUUUGUCCUGUUUGUGCCAUCCUUCUUUUACUAAACGUUGCAUCUGCAGUGUUCUUCAAGCAAAUGUGUUUUUGAAACGUUUCAGUGUUUUUGAAAUGUUUUCAGUGGAAAUUGUUAAACAAUCGUCCUAAUACAACGAUAGUUGCAUCGUUGUAUUCUCUUACUGUGGAAUUUCCCAAUACUAACACAACACAACAUGUUUCUGAUGUGGCAUUGAUAAGUGUAUCUGGUUGCAUAGAUUGGCCAAUCUACUGCUAUUGCUCGAGAUGUUGUGCCUUCAGUGAAAACACUUAUGGACCGAUGACUUAUGGAGCUAAUAUCUGACACAUGUAUUAUUUGUGGUCAACCACAUAAAAGACAUCAACACAUUAAAUUCCUGAAGAUGUAGUUAUUUUUCUCUGUAAAUAUCUACCAGUAUUUAGUAGUAUUUGUGUUGAUUAAGUUGACUACCCCACUGGACUGAAUGGGAGUUGUGGCCAAGAGAGGACCGAUUGAAGAGUAUCCAGGAGAGAACCAUGUAUUUUAACUCUCAUAAAAGAGAAAACAUCUGACUAUCUGUUUUAUUAUGCAAUACCCAUGUGUUUUUUACUCUUUUUGUGAUCACAAGUUUAUCGUUUACUAAAGAAAUCUCUCAACAUAAGGGAUCAAUAUUACACAGAUACAUAAGGGAGAGUGGGGUAAGUUGAGCCAAAGGGGUAAGUUGAGCCAUCCUUGUUUCUAGGAAACCAUAAAGUCCUCCCAUAAAUAACAAUUUUGUGAACUAACACUCGCACUUGACUUUUUCCCCCCUUUACUAGCUCUGACUUCACUUACAGCUACUUUAUUUAAAACAUUGACUUACUGUGACUGUGAUAUGUGGUUGUCCCACCUACAGUAGCUAUGAAUGCACAAACUGUAAGUCACACUGGAUAAGAGUGUGUGCUAAAUUAAUAAAAUGAAAAUGUAAAAAUGUUGACCAUAUAUUUAAAAAGAGUUCAUCAUUUUAUGGAGUUUGUGAAGGAAGAAACCACAUGGGAAAAGUGGUAAGCAAGUUUGGUCCAAAAAACGGAUUUUCACCAAGUCAUAUUAAUUUACUGUGUUAGAGGUAUCAUGAUUCUUGUAUCUAAACCAAAGUAGAUCAUUUUAGGAUUGUUCUAUAAAUCAGUUGGGGGUCUUUAUAAGCUUGAAUAUGAGGUCCUAAACCUAGCAUGAAAGUGCAUCCUUGUAGCUGUUUGGGCUAUAGACAAAAUAUUUGCCUUGGGUUAAGUUGAGCCAGUAGUCAUGGGGUACAUUGAGCCAAUGGUUGAGCCAAUGGCAAAUUGAAGUGUUUUUUUCCAAGGCAUAAUGCAAGGGAUUAUCACUGGGAUACAAGGUCAAAAACAGGGCCUGGCCUAUAUUAAAAGUGUUUUUUUUUAAAUACAGUGUUUGUUAGGUGUUAAGGCUGUGUUAAUGCUUAAAAUAAUAAAAAUACAAAAAAAUCAA